Messenger RNA from Caenorhabditis angaria, 2353 nucleotides. The record is from the annotation of a GenBank genome assembly. NCBI's taxonomy places the organism in Eukaryota, Metazoa, Nematoda, Chromadorea, Rhabditida, Rhabditidae.
AUGACUUCAUUUCGAGUCGAUGAACAUUUAGAAGAUUAUCUUUGGGGAAGACAUGAUACAAAGGAUUAUUUGAAAAAAGUUGCAGAAUGUGAUAGUUCGGUAGCAGAUUCAUUGAAUAGAAAAGUUGCUGGAUUGCAUGAAACACUCGAUAAACAACUAAGAAAAGGGGUUAGUUAUUUUCGGAUAUAAAUAAAGUCUACUAUAAAAAACCUAUAAAAAAUUUUAGACAACGUUCGAGAAAAACUUUAUUGCUAUAAAAAUUUAUUUUAGGUCGAAACAAAUCUUCCGCGUCUUCUCGAACAAGUUCCAGCUCUUCAAUCACUUGAAGAUACUCUUCAUUCUGUUCAAAUGAGAAUGUCAUCAGUUGCUUCCGAAUCCAAUAGAUUAUCAACUGUUUGUGAUGAACUUGCUAAUAAAUUACGAGAACAAACAAAACAACUUGAAAGUACUCAAAUGAAAAGAAAUAUGGCUUCUGAUGCUCAUAGAUGUGAAGAAUUAUUCGAAUCAUUAGAAAAAAGAAGUGAUUUGGUGAAAAAAGCUGAAAUUACGGCAGAAAUCAAGGAAAUUCUUAAUGAUAACAAGAGUUUGAAGAAAAUAGGAUGGCUUAAAAAUUUGGUUGAUAAUAAGUUGAAAGUUGUUGAGAAUGAAGUUAGAAGAAGUUCAGCUGAAGAAUUGAAAAGAGGUUUGGCAUCUUUGAAUAGUUCAAUGGUUGCAUCUUCACAAAGAGCAUUGAGAACAUUAAAUUGUUUAGAUUGUAAGUUUGAAUUAUUCAUUUAGAACAUUUUUCAAAUUUUGUAUUUUUCAGUGGAGCUCGAAGUUUUGUUAUCUUCAUCAGUUGUUGAGUUGGAUAAGAAAUUAAUGGAAUUGUCAAAUAGUAAUUCGGAUAUUGUCAAUAAAAGUCUUCCAGUAGUUUCGGCAUUGAUACAAUCUCAUUUAGAACAGGCUUCGAUGCUUGGUGAGUUUUUUAUAGACAAAAAUUAUAUUCUCGGAAUGUUUUCAAGAAUAACUUUUGUUUGAAAAAUAUUUGUUCCGAAAAUUUGGAAUUGUAAUACAAUUAUUGUAUUUCAAUUAUUUUAUAGGUGAUAAUUAUCGUAAAAAGUUUUCGGAGAAAUUGGCCCGAAUGAUAAAAUCCCGUGUGCCACUCGAUACUCCAUUUGCUCUUCGUUUUGUUCAACAACUCGGACGAGUUUUCAAAUCAAAAUCCGAUUGUUCUCCAGUUCUUCUCGAUUCUCUUCGACCACUCAAAAACUCACUUCUUGCACAUUCUCUUGCUAAACUUCACAAAAUUGUUGAUGAACAUGAUUUCUCGACUUCGUUUGCAAAUGCGUUUGUUGAUUUGGUAAGAGCCUUUUUAUUUUUCUUUUGAAGGAAACAUUAAUUUAUUUGAUUUUCAGAUAAAUUCUGCAAUGGAAGAAGAAUUGAAAAAAGUUGAUUGGGAUGCUGAAUUAAGUCAGAAAAUGAGUCAUAAUAUUGAAAAAUGUAUCGAAAUGAUUGCUAAAAAAUUGGAAGAAAAUCUACAUUUGACAAAUGAUGAUUUACUUUUGGGCGAUAGAUUGACUGCAAAUCAAAUGACAAAUUAUAGACUUAUUCAAACUGCUGAUGGAAUUGUGAAACAAUGGCCAAAUGAAUCGAAAAGUAUUCAAACACUUCAGAAAUUUAGUUUAGAUUCAAUAAUAAGUCAAGUUGAACAAUCAAUUCGAGCUAUAAUGGCACGAAUGCAUUCAGAAAAACGAAAAGAAUCAAGAAGUGUAUCACCUUAUAUGCAAGAAUUACUCGAAUAUAUUUUACAUGUUGAUAUGCAUAUGGCACAUGUUUCUCGAGCUAUUUGUCAUUCACAUGUUCUUUCUCAAAUCGCUGAUUAUAUUAUUGAAUCAUUCAUUUUGAAUUCAUGUUUAGUUCGUAGUUUUGAGAAUGAUCAACGGAAACUUUUGAUUAUUGAUUUUUCUCGAUUACUUGAAGCUGUAAGAAGUAUGGAAUGGCCAUCGAAAUAUGGAGACACAACAAGAUUAUUAGAUUUAUUCGGAGAUGAUGUUGAAGUUAUGUUAAGUGUGGAAGGUAUCAAAAAAUCAAUAUUUGCUCAAUUAUUGAUUUCCGAUAGUCCCGAUGAAUUAAUGUUACCGCAUGAAUCAGUGCAAUGGACAGUAAGUUUUAUCACAAGUUUUUUAUUUUUCAUGGGAUUAUUUUCAAGGCCGAAGAAUAUGUGAAAUGGAAUGAGGAACACACUGAAGUUGAAAUUAUCGCACUUCUAAACGGACUUAUGACUUCUUACAAUUCGUCAGUAAUUUCAAAAGGACAAACUCAAUAUGUCAAACAUUAUCCAAUAAUUAUGAAAUUACUAGCCGAUUCUUUCUGA